AUUAAACUUAGUCAUAACAUCUGUCACACUAACACUCUUCUGCCAUUGCACAAAAACUUCAAAACCUUGCUUGCACUACUCAGCCAUAUCAACCCCUCUAGCAACUCGUUAACUUCAAUCUUUUCGCAUCAUCGUUCUCUCGUAUCGUGAUCUAAACCUGUUCAAUCCUUUUGCUUAUUUACCCUCUCUACUCCUCGUGUGUGACUGUUAAACUUAUUGUGCCUUUAAAGCAAAGACUAUCACAAGAUGAGCUCUACACAAUCAACUUUUGCACCUGUCGCGUCGGCCGGCUCCGAUUCUGCGCCGUCAUCUUCUAUCAUUCCAGCCAGCAUGCAGCGAAGACAUCCCGCGUCACUCAUUCCGCGGUAUAUGCACGACCCUGUUCUGCUCAGCCUUUUGAAGGCACCGUUGAAUGACGAGUUGAUUUCAUACGUGGCCGAGCGCACUUUGGCAGUGGUUGCCACACCAUCUGACCCAGCGCAAUUGCCUACACCACCCACUACCCCCAUCAAAUCUAGCUUUCGACGCUCCUUGUCACGUAAAUUGAAAGAAGCCGCACCUGACGCGCUAUCAUCAGAAUCCACCAGUACAGAACCUACUAACGAAACCAACAAAUCAAAUGUCCCAUCUCUGGCCACCUUCAUCAAGCUAACCGCUGCACGCUCUAACGCCCAAGCUCCUACCCUUCUUAUGACACUUGUCUACCUUGACAGACUUCGCCAGCGACUCAAAGGUGCCAAGGCUGCAAAAGGCAUGCAAUGCACCUAUCACCGUCUUUUCUUAGCAUGCCUAAUCGCCGCAGCUAAAUACUGUAACGACUGCUGCCCCCGCAACGUUCACUGGGUCAAAUGGAGUGGUCUUUUUACUUUGAACGAAGUCAACCUCAUGGAACAAGAGCUGUUAAUGCUUCUCGACCACGAGCUCCGAGUGGAUGAAAAGGACCUCAUCUUGAUCUGCGCUCCCUUCUUACCUGCUUCUUCAGUGGAGCGAGUUACGAAUAUGGACCGCAACAUCCCAUCACUCACUUCAUGCGCCACUUCACGUACAUCUUCGUCCGAGGGUGUCGACCAGAUCCACACUCCAGAGUCAAGCCCCAUCGCUAUCCAAAUAGAACUUGCUCCAGACACCAACUUCGUUCCCAUGGUCGAACGCAAGAAGACCAAACUUGUCGAAGCGGCCAAUUCCACUGCCACUGUGAUCACUCGGGCAAAGUCUUGGUAUGGUAAUUUGAGGGCAUCGGCCGCAUAGGAUUUUCCGCUUGGAAAUAUAUUGGGUUCUUGUUCUCGUAUCUAGCGUCUGCUCUUGUCUUCUACUCCAUCUUCUCACACUCUCUCUGGCCUUUAUCUUGUUUCGAUGGUUUUCUCUCGUCAUUCUCUUGAUUCACUUCUGGGGUUCAUGGUUAUCUUUAUUUUUAUUACUUCAAAUGGGUUUCGAUUUUUUUCAUUUUGGGUGAUAGCAGAAUCAAUUAGGGAAACGUAAAUAAAGUUUUGCAAAACGAUAUUAGGAUUGAAGGGACUUAAAGGUUGUUACUGCUAGCACAUUUCAUAGGAUUUUGAUCUAUCUCCAUCGUUUUUGUUGUUUCCAUUAUCAAUGGCCUGUAUAUAAACUUGUUUGACCUCUCUAAGUAUCUAUCAUAUGAGUUGUAUCCUCCUUUGCAAUUUUCAACUCGAUGCUGAAACAGACUAUUGACAUUUCUAUGAUACUGAUUAAUCGUGCGUUGUCACCAAAAAA
This is a messenger RNA of Melampsora larici-populina 98AG31, 1731 nucleotides long. RefSeq lists its product as uncharacterized. Gene Ontology annotation, cellular component: nucleus; cyclin-dependent protein kinase holoenzyme complex. The coding region runs from base 247 to 1248 and encodes 333 amino acids. Lineage: Eukaryota; Fungi; Basidiomycota; Pucciniomycetes; Pucciniales; Melampsoraceae. Gene Ontology annotation, biological process: regulation of cyclin-dependent protein serine/threonine kinase activity. The transcript has 3 exons. Gene Ontology annotation, molecular function: cyclin-dependent protein serine/threonine kinase regulator activity; protein kinase binding. The record is from RefSeq and is a predicted model, not a curated record.